This is a messenger RNA of Musca vetustissima, 793 nucleotides long. RefSeq names its product alcohol dehydrogenase 1-like. Bases 1 to 792 code for a protein of 263 amino acids. Lineage: Eukaryota; Metazoa; Arthropoda; Insecta; Diptera; Muscidae. The transcript has 3 exons. Gene Ontology annotation, cellular component: cytoplasm. The record is from RefSeq and is a predicted model, not a curated record. Gene Ontology annotation, molecular function: oxidoreductase activity, acting on the CH-OH group of donors, NAD or NADP as acceptor.
AUGUCAUUGAAAGGAAAACAUGCAGUCGUUACAGGCGGAGCUAGUGGCAUAGGAUUGCAAGUUGUUAAGCAGAUGUUGCAGCAUGGAGCUGGGAAAGUCGCAGUCCUGGAUAUUCAGGAUAACUUAGAGGAAAUUGUUAGUAUGCGACUGGGCUUUCCAUCGCAAAGUAUUAUAGUUUUUAAAAUGGACGUUGCAAAUCAAAAAGGAAUGGAGGCUACAUAUGAGGAGAUUGCAAAGACUUUUGGACAUUUGGAUAUUGUUGUAAACGUUGCUGGUCUCUUUAAUGAUCAAGACGUCCAGCGAACUAUACUCGUUAACUUGGGAGGAAUGAUCAACUCAACAUUGAAUGCCUUAAAAAUUAUGAGCAAAGAUCAAGGCGGCAACGGGGGAAUUAUAUGCAAUAUGUCAUCAGUUGUUGGCUUGGAUCCUAUGUUUCUUGUCCCAGUCUAUGCUGCCACCAAAGCUGGUAUUAUUAACUUCACUCGUUGUUUAGGCAAGGAUAUAUUUUUCGAACGAACCGGAGUCAAAAUGAUAACAGUUUGUCCAGGUGCCACAAUAACAGACAUGUUCACCAACUUUACCGAAAAAAUACUGUUUCCAGAAUUGGGCGAUGAAUCCUAUCGUGUGUUGGAUCGCUUACAUAAGCAAAGCGCUGCGGACGUGUCUCGUUGCAUACUCACUGCCUUAGAGAAGGAAGAAAACGGCGCCGUAUACAUCAUUGAAGGUAAACGGCUAUUUCCCAUGGAAAUGAAAAAAUAUUGGAGAGGCUUAGAAAAGGAAUUACGGGAAUAAG